Messenger RNA from Leptinotarsa decemlineata (Colorado potato beetle), 7691 nucleotides. Its product is annotated as NPC intracellular cholesterol transporter 1. Gene Ontology annotation, molecular function: cholesterol binding; lipid carrier activity. The record is from RefSeq and is a predicted model, not a curated record. Gene Ontology annotation, cellular component: plasma membrane. Gene Ontology annotation, biological process: sterol transport; cholesterol homeostasis; intestinal cholesterol absorption. NCBI's taxonomy places the organism in Eukaryota, Metazoa, Arthropoda, Insecta, Coleoptera, Chrysomelidae.
AUUAUUCCAACUUGUAUGGUUGAAAGCGCGUCUGAAAUUGUACUGCAAUUCAGUUUCGUGAGAGCAACAUUUGCAUUUCAGUUACAGUUUUUUUUUUCAAUGACACGCUACUUUUUGUUACAGAUUUUUGGAGCCGCCAACAAUGAAUCCACGAAUCGUUCUGACACGACACCUGGCCAUUGCAUAUGGUAUGGGGAAUGCUUCAAAAAGGGUCAUUACAUGAAAAACUGCCCUUAUUCUGGGCCAGCGAAAGCUUUAAAUAAUGCUACCGCGUUAGAAAAAAUGAAAAAAAGAUGUCCCGCAUUGGCUUCAAAGCCGCUGUGUUGCAGCCCCAGCCAAAUUCUUAAUUUCGACCGCAAUUUAGGAAUAGCUGAAAGUUUGUUGAGCAGGUGUCCGGCUUGUUUCAACAAUUUUCUCCAACAAAUUUGUGAAUUGAGCUGCUCGCCAAUACAGUCGACUUUUAUGAAGAUAAACGCCACUGAAACGGAUGAAGCUUCGAAUACAACGUACAUCACGGCUGUCGAUAUUUAUUUGUCCAACCAAUACCUGGAGAGCGCUUUCAAUUCUUGCAAGCAAGUUAGCAUGCCUCAAUCUGGUAUGAAAGCAUUGGAUAUGAUGUGCGGUGGUUGGGGUUCCACUAGAUGUACACCUCUAAGAUGGUUCGCUUAUUUGGGUAGCAACAGUACUCCUCAAGUGCCUUUCCAGAUGAACUAUUACAGUGGCGCCGGUCCCAAUAAUGAUUUCGUACCGUUGAACCCACCUACAGUAUCCUGCAAAACGGCUUUGAAUGAUAAGUCGCCAGCUUGCAGUUGCGUCGAUUGUGAAGAAAGUUGUCCUGUUCCACCACCAGAACCCCCUGCACCACAGCCUUUCAGAGUUGCUGGUUUUGAAGGUUACGCUUUUGUAAUGGUGGUAGUUUUUAUAGUCGGAUCUGGAAUAUUCCUCUUGGGAAUUUUUGCUUGUAAGGAAGGAAAUGACCUGGGAAGCAAUAGAUUCGACUAUGAGCGAGAACAAUUCCAAGCAGACAUAGACGAUAGAGCAGAGGAUCGCCAAGUGGGUUUGAUCAAUGGACAGAGAUCUGACGAGUUGAGGGCUACACGUAAUGUGGGUAUGGCUGACCACCAUUCUUCCCAAGUGGCAUCAGGAGAGGGUGAAGAAAGCCCUCUCCAGUCUUCAAAACGAUCUAGUGUGCCAUCAGAUGCUCACGAAAUGGAAACACGUUCUGUCAAUAAGACGACUGAUUAUGAUAAUCCAUCAUCAUUUAUUGAAAAACUGGGAGCAAAUACUGAAUCAUUACUUCAGAAAUCGUUUGAGAAAUGGGGAACCUUCUGUGCAGAGAAGCCAUGGCUGAUUUUAUUUUUAGGAGCCUGUUUUGUAAUAGGACUUAGUCAUGGGAUGAAAUAUUUGAAGGUAACCACAGAUCCUGUUGAACUAUGGUCAUCUCCAGUAUCUCGAAGCCGCAUCGAAAAGGAAUUUUUUGAUAGCCAUUUUGAGCCAUUCUAUCGUACAGAACAGCUUAUCAUUAAAGCUGUAGGACUUUCUGACAUAUACCACAAUACUUCUGAUGGAAUCUUGAAGUUUGGUCCUGUCUUCAAUGAUACUUUCCUCAAAGCAGUCCUGGAUUUGCAACAGAAAAUCCAAUCAAUUGGCGAGGGAACGUCUUACAGUUUUGACAAAAUUUGUUUUGCUCCUUUGAGGGCAGAAGGAGAUACUAAAACUUCCGUGGAUGAGUGUACAGUGCAAAGUAUUUGGGGAUACUAUCAAAACGACAUUGAUACUUUUGAAGAAACUGGAGAAGAUCCACUUCAUUAUGAAACAAACUAUUUGGAUCGAUUUGUCAAAUGUGCUGCUAAUCCGUUUGAUCCCGUUGACUGUUUGGCUCCAUAUGGGGGUCCGGUAGAUCCAGCCAUUGCACUUGGUGGAUUUCUUGAGCCAGGAGAAAGUCUUGCUAGUAACUCAAAUUACAAGAAUGCUUCAGUUGUCAUAUUAAGUUUCAUUGUCAACAAUCACCACAAUAAGUCUCUGCUGUCACCGGCUUUAGAAUGGGAAAAAGAAUUCAUAGCUUUUAUGAAGAACUGGACCAGUACUGAAAAACCUGAUUUCAUGGACGUUGCCUUCACUUCAGAACGAUCUUUGGAAGAUGAACUAGAUCGUCAAGGUCAAUCCGAUAUUAUAACCAUUCUGAUAUCUUACAUGAUAAUGUUUGCUUACAUAGCGAUUGCGUUGGGACAAGUCAACAGCUGUUCUAGGUUGUUGAUAGAUAGCAAAAUAACUUUGGGUUUAGGAGGUAUCCUCAUUGUACUGUCUUCAGUUAUUUCAUCUGUUGGAAUAUUUUCUUUCAUCGGUGAGCCAGCUACCUUGAUUAUCGUUGAGGUUAUUCCUUUCCUAGUUCUGGCUGUAGGAGUUGAUAAUAUAUUUAUCCUAGUCCAAACCCAUCAAAGAGACAGCAGAAAACAGGAUGAAACUCAUUCACAGCACAUUGGGCGAAUUCUUGGACAAGUCGGACCGUCAAUGUUGCUUACCAGCCUCUCUGAAAGUUUUUGUUUCUUUCUUGGAGGUCUUUCCGAUAUGCCGGCAGUCAAAGCUUUUGCUCUAUAUGCCGGUAUGGCUCUAUUAAUUGACUUUAUACUUCAAGUUACUUGCUUUGUAAGUCUUUUGUCAUUGGAUACAAAUCGUCAACAGGGCAACCGAUACGAUGUUUGUUGCUUUAUCAAAGGAACAAAAAAAAACGAGCCCACCCCUGCCGCCCAGGAAGGUCUUCUCUAUACUUUCUUUAAAUCUGUGUAUGUUCCAUUCCUGAUGAAAAAAACAGUGAGAUGUGUGGUAGUCGUAAUAUUUUUCGGAUGGCUGUGUUCGUCUUUUGCAGUAGUUCCUCGCAUAGAAGUUGGCCUUGACAAAGAACUAUCUGUGCCAUUGGAUAGUUUCGUUUUGAAAUAUUUCCAAUAUCUGCAGGCAUACUUGAGUAUUGGGCCACCAGUCUAUUUUGUGGUCAAGGGCGGACUAGAUUACAGUCAGCCGGAAUCUCAAAAUUUGAUAUGUGCUGGACAAUUCUGUAAUCCAGAUUCACUAGUGACCCAAAUAUAUAUUGCUAGUAAAAUACCCAAAACUAGUUAUAUCACAAGAACUAGCGACAGCUGGCUGGAUGACUACUUUGACUGGAGCGCAAGUCCUGAAUGCUGCAAAUAUCGGAAAAAAGAUCAUGGAUUCUGCCCACAUGACGGAUCUGUUUCCAAAUGUACCCCAUGCAACCUCACCAUGCGUGCAGACAACCACAGACCAAAUUCAGAAGACUUUGAACGAUAUGUAUCGUUCUUCCUUCGUGACAAUCCAGAUGACACAUGCCCGAAAGGAGGGCAUGCAGCAUAUAGUCAAGGAGUUACCUUCGACAUCAAUUACACUACAAACCUAUCCAAGGUACAAGCAACAUAUUUCAGAGCCUUCCACGAUGUUACCAGGACUUCUGUAGAUUUUUAUGAAAGUAUGAGAGCUGCAAGGAAAAUAGCAGCAAACAUCACGAAAACAGUUGGAGUUGAAGUUUUCCCCUACUCGAUAUUUUAUGUGUAUUAUGAGCAGUACUUGACCAUGUGGAGAGACACCUUAUUCAGCAUAGUGGUGGGUCUUGCUAGUGUAUUCGUAGUAACAUUUCUUCUGAUGGGAUUGGAUAUAUUCUCAAGUUUUGUGGUGGUCGUUACCAUAACAGCAAUUAUUAUAAACGUCUGCGGCCUCUUAUACUGGUGGAAUGUACCGCUGAAUGCAAUAUCGCUCGUAAAUCUAGUGAUGGCAGUUGGAAUAUCCGUGGAAUUUUGUUCUCAUUUAGUGCACAGUUUCUCAAUUUCUGUUAUGCCUAGUCGAAUAGAGAGGGCGGCAGAUGCUCUGACCAGGAUGGGUAGUUCAAUAUUCUCAGGAAUCACCCUUACGAAAUUUGGAGGAAUCAUUGUUCUGUACUUUGCAAAAUCGCAAAUAUUGCAAAUUUUCUACUUCAGGAUGUACUUGGGAAUUGUGGUGUAUGGGGCAGCUCAUGGACUCAUUUUCUUACCUGUACUGCUCAGUUUUAUAGGAUCACCCAUGAAUAAAGAGAAGUUGGCCAAACACAGGAAGUUAAAUGGAGUACAUUACCAGGAAACCAAUUUUGACAGAGCGUGAUGCAGAAUAGACAUAAUAUAUUUGUCCUCCAACCACAUCUGUGCGGACCAGAUAAGUCGACUGUGGUGUCACAUCUGCUGCCAUCCACAUCCUGUUAUUAGGUAUGCUGUGACUAUGAUGCUACAAGUUCAAUGACAUAAACAUCAAUACAAAAAUCAAAAAGUUCUUGUGUGAUAUUAUUCUAUUUUGUCAUGGGUGUGAUGUGUAAACAAUAAGUAUGUGUAAAGUAUUCUAGUAAAAUUUUUAGAUAAAGAAUUGUACCAAAGUAUUUGAAGUCAACUGAAAUGUAACUCACUAUUUUAUGUUGUAUCAAUAAUAUAACAGUGUUGUCGCUGGCUAUUUGGUGAUGUUUAACGUAACAAGUGUUCAGUUCAAAUCACACAAAUCACCAAAUAGUCGGCUCAUACAAAGAGCGGGUGUAAAGAAAUUAUAAUUUUUUUAAUCAGAAACUUGUCACUGAACUUAGCGAAUAAAUUUUUGACUGUUUUUCCUACAAGUUACGUCUUGAAUCUUGUUAGUUUUUAUAAUUCGAAUAGUGAUUAUUGACCUGAGAAUUUGUAGUUACAAACUUUCAAAUUCUUUGUUGUUUGAUUUAUUUACUGUAACAUUGUUUCACACAAAUGUGAAAGGCAGCUAUUUGUAAUGAAUGUUAAACUCAAAUAUUGAUAUUGAACUGGUGUAAUGUGAUCCAGAAAAUGCACAGCUUUACAAAUGAUCCAGCAUCAACAAAAGAACGGAAAGUGAAACCAAGAAUCGGUAAACCAAUUAGCAAAUUUGUUGAAAUGAUACAAUUUGGCAAAUAUACAAUUUCUUUUUCCCUUCAAUUAUACAUAACGUCCAUUUUGUUUCAUGUCAUUUUCCUUUUGUGAAUCUCAUCUCUGUAGCUGUCAGUUUUGUUCUUUAUUUUUCUGUUAAUGUUCAAGUUUAUGCUCCAUGUAAGAGUAAUGGUGUCAUGUACAGGAGAGGAUGUACAUUUAUAAAAAAUGAUGUUUGAUACUGUAUACAACUUGUCCCCUGUUGUUAUGUCCUUUAUACAUUUUUCCAUCUUCUGAUGUUAUGCAACCUAAAUAUUUGCACUUAUAAUUCUUCAUUGCCUAUUUUUAUUUUGAGCUGUUCAUGUCUCGAAAUUAUCAAUUUUUAUCUUCUUCCUACUAAUCAUCCCAUUUAUUUAUUUUUGAAGGUUUGCUGUCUAUUCAGAAGUGUGUCUUCAUAUUUAGCAAUAAUUAUUACUAUGCUAUUGGCAUAUCAGAUUUUUUUUCAUACCUACUUAAUUAUCAUAUAGAAUCAAAAAUAAAACAAAUCAACGUAAUGGAACAAGUACAGUCAGCAGUAAUAUCCAACGUAAUGGAACAAGUACAGUCAGCAGUAAUACCAUUUUUUUACCAAACUUUUUUGGCACAAGCCCCGUCAUUAAUAUACUCCAAAUACAAGAACACGAGUUUUGUUUCAUUAAUGAUUAGAUAUUUUCUCCCUGAAUCCACAAUAACGACAAAUAGAAACAACUUGGUGAACAUUUAGGAAAGCAUUGUAAGAAAUAUGCAUUAAAAUCGAAAAUAAUUUUUUUGUGAUUUGUGUAACAAUGGUAAAAUGAAAAAUCUACCGGGGAUUUGGUUAAAAAUUAGCAAUGAUUAGUUCUAAGACUCUUGAAUCUUAUUCAGAUAUUGUGAAGAGGUGUACCUUUUCCAAAGUUUACCAAGGCCUUUUUAUAUUUGAAUAAGUGAUGUAUCUCCGAAGUGUUGGUUAUGAAUGACACGUAAGAUUUAUUUGUAUUAUAUUCAUAAGAUUAUUGUAUUAGCUAUAUUACCGUGUUAGGAAUCACACAGUUAAAAGGUAAGACCUCGUUAGUCCUCAGCUCGCACAAGUUACGAAUUUUGAUGUCGUCCGUAGGGGGUCGACAGCUGAUUAACGGAAUAAUAGAUUUUAAACAGACAGACAGAACAGAUAUUUAUUAGAGAAACGAAAAAUGUACUUUUGUUUACUGUUUAAAAGUUACCAAUGAAACCUUAAUAACAUCCUGUACUUUCUUCUCAUUACUCAUAAGCAAAAUUUCUUUCUAGUCGAAUUGAAAAACAGUGGAGGAGCGCUCAUCUUGUUACUUUCUACUGUUGCAAACCACAGGGUCUGAAAGCCAAGUUUAUACUAUUGAAAAUUGAAAAAGAAUGCAGACUUCUUGAAUUUACUAGCGGUUUUUUCCUAUCAGAAUGUCAAUAUUUCUUUUUUACGACUCUGUUCAUAUUCCAAAAAAUUAAACUAAGAAAAUUAUUUAUGAAUGAAAUUAUCUAUUUUAUAGCUGAAAUUUGUAUUGGAAUAAAUGUUAUUUUGCAAAAAAAGUAUUUACUUAUCCUUUUCAAAUCUUAAUAUACCUUAUAAAUCUUAAAUAAUACCUUCAUUUAGCAUAGCUAAUAUACAAAAGUCAGUAUUAUGUAAAAUUCUAAAUGAUAUAAUUAAUAAUAACAGUUUAACAAAAUAUGACUCACACAUAUUGAUAGAAUAUUGACAUUUACGUUUGAAAUGCAGGAAGCAUAAAAAUUACAAACAUUAGACUCUCCCAGCUGAACAAAGAGAAUCAUCAUUGACAGCAUAGUUAAUUGUAAAUUCUUGCCUGUUUGCUGAUGACCUAAAGCUAUAUUUGCCUAUCGAAAGUAUUAAAGAUUGUCAUAAGAUAUAGGAUGAUAUCAAUUCUCUAUAUGUUUAAUCUGAAAAUAAUGAGAUGUCGUUAAAUCAAAGAAAAUGCUUCUGUGAAACAAUUGCUAGAAUAAAUAACAAAAUAGUCUUCAACUACGUUCUUGAUGAUGUCAAUCUAAAACGGCUGAAUGAAAUGAGAGAUUUGGGUAUAUUCUUUGAUGUGAACCUUUCAUUCAUCAACACCACCAACUUCUUGGUUUUGUCUUCCGGAAUUGUAAGGAUCAAACAGUGGAUGCCACCAGUCCGAUCUCAUUAUACUGUACAUAUAACUAAUAUUGAAGCAGUACAAAAUAUAUUCCUCAGACUUGUUGCUUUCAAAUCUGGCUUUACAGUUGGAGAAUAUGAUUAUUCAGAUAUACUUGAUAUUGCGAAUUUUCACAUCCUACACAACUAGAAUGAUAAUUUUAAGUUCAUAUCAUUUAAAUUUUAUAUAAUUACAUUGAUGUAUGUGUACACUUAUACAUACUUUAAGGUUAAGUUAGUAUUAAGGAAACACUGUAUUUGUAUUAUUUAUUUAUCCUCAUGGGGAUUACCAGUAUACAUAAAUGAAUUUGAAAAAAAUUUGCACAAAUAACUGCUCUGCCUAUGAAUCAACUGAUAUUGUGAAAGCAGUAUCGAAUCCUACUCUGAGUUAAAAGAUAAGCUAAUCGUUAGCUUGCUCCCAUUUAGACUUUUGAGGAUUGUUAUUGGAAUAACAGCCGGUUAAUUGAAAAACUCAUUUUGAACCUUUCAUCUCAAAACUAUUUUUUCACUACCUGCCUUCGCAUUACAGUGUACAUUUGUGUUUCAAUUGCAAAUUUUGAAAAUUAUAUAUCCAAAAAUUUCUAUCGACAUCUGAAAAUAAAAAAAAUUCAAGCAAUGAA